Messenger RNA from Fusarium verticillioides 7600, 2302 nucleotides. RefSeq lists its product as hypothetical. Lineage: Eukaryota; Fungi; Ascomycota; Sordariomycetes; Hypocreales; Nectriaceae. Bases 1640 to 1996 code for a protein of 118 amino acids. The transcript has a single exon. The record is from RefSeq and is a predicted model, not a curated record.
ACACAUGUCGCUUAUUCCCGAUCCCGGAUUCAGCACCACGCUUAGAGCGCCGAAUGCUCCCUGUCGUCCUUACCGCCCAGUUUCCUGCAGAUGCAAAUGGCAUUGAGGUCGACUUGCGGGGCGUCCUAGAAGGAGUUCCCUCAGGAGAUGGAGUUUUUUCUUCCGCAGGAGAUUGAUGGGUGCAAGUGUCUGGUUGAAUUUGUGCAGCUGGCAAUAGACCUCGAGGGGCAGAUGCCGCUGAAACCAUUCUUGGUUUCACCAGGUGAACUCUGUUGCGCUCGUCGUUCUCAAUGCAGAUGCGCUUUGAAGAGAUUGCUCGAGCUGCACGUGGACUUAACUCACCAAACCUACCCGACACUGUGCGUCCGCUUAUACUUAAUCUUUUAGAGUGAAAGUACGACUUCCAUCCGCUCCUCGCAGAUGUCGAUCUGGAGGGGGGCUCAAGCGGGGAUGGGGCGAGGAACUCGUGGGGUCGUGAUGGGUCGUCAAACGAGAAAUUGUUCGAAUCAGUUGGUGUAUUCAACGCAGAAUCGGGUCGAAAUUGUUGUAGUGUUGCAGACCUCUGAUGGCUCGUAGCAGGUCUGCGAAGAACAGGUAGGAUCUGUAAGUGAGAUUUCGCACGCCGCCGCGGUAAAGGAUCUGGAUCGAUGCGGGUUGAGGUAGAUCGCUUGACGAGCUUGUUUGGGGGGAGUGUUGCUGUUGUAGGAUUGCGCAAGAUAGGUGCAGCUGAACCGUGGGAAAAGAUGGAAGGCGCGUCAGGACCUAUACUGGACCUUGUGCUUUCGUGACGAGACAGUGGGCGAAUGGAGAGACGCCUUAUCCAAGAUCCAUUGGAAGAGAUUGAGUCUCUAGACUCGGGGAUAAUGGCCGGAGAGUCGGUCUGCCUCACAAACGAAGAGUUCCUACUGAUGGCCAGAGGAGGGGGAGUCGACUGUGUCUGUGGCAUAGGCGGUCGCUGGUAACGGGAGAGGGGAGGUCUCGAGGCAGUAGUUGGGCGCGGGAGUGUGUGAUAGUGCGAGGCGCCGAGAGCAGAGGCAACGGUGUUGCUCGUAGCGGGCCGUGGGGAAGCAAAGUUGCCAGGCGAUUGCGAUUGCUUGCUUGGCUCGCGGUCUAUCGAGACUCGUCUGGAAUGAGAAGGACGUCGAGUCGAGUGAGAGAAAGAGUUGAGUUCAGUGGUGGGCUGGCCGAAAACCAAACCACUGGCCGCUGCAGCGAUGGCAGUGCCAGUUCCAACAAGCUGAAUAGAUAAACACGGUCAAUUACUGCUGCAGCAGGAAAGAUGGUGGGUAAGCCACUUUAGAAAGAGGGUUUGAGGCGAUCCAAGAGAAGUGUAGGAUAGGGCAGAAUUGGGGUGGGAUAGGUUAAAGUCUAUAACAGCGCCAUGUGAUGGCUGGUGUGGUGGUGAUGAUCCUUGGUUGAUUCGAUGUGAUUGUGGAUUGGUUUUGCGGGGAGGACAAAGCUAGCAACAAACUUACACUUGGAACGGUCUGCAUAGUAGCUUCCAUUGCGAGGGAAGCCGACGCUCUACUCAAGCGAGAGAGAGAAUUGCAGCGACUAGCAUUCUAGAGGCGGAGGAUGGCGGUGCUGGAAACGGAGGUGAUACUCAUCGUCGUUCAAGCCAUGGACCUGAGAGAUCUCAAUGGAGGCGACAAACCUGAAGGCUCGAGAAGCCGUUGUAACCCACACACCCAAGCGCUCCAAAGGUCCCCCGACUUUGAGAGAAAGGAAGAGUAGCCCCGGGAGAACGAUGCGAAGUCGGAAAGAAGCUAGGCGAAACCUGAUUCUGGCCGAACAAACAAAACAAUGCGAAGCAAACAAACAGGCAGACCGACAGCAAGCAAAUCGAUGCCUUCUCUCCCCGAAGAACCUCGGCGUCAAUCAGUGGCCUGUGUCUCUUCUGACUUCCAAAGGGGGUUUAAAAGAAAGACGGAGAAAGGGCUUGGGCUUGGAUAAGGAAUAUGAGAGACGAAACUUCUGGGCUGAGCUGAGAGUUUGAGGUUGAUUAGGCCCAGGUCGCGGGAGCGACUGUCGAAAACAAAACUCGGCUGGCAGCUGCGGCCGCGGAUGCGUAAGUACCUACCUACUGUAGGUGGCAGGUACCUUGCCUUUUAGCGACAGUGCACCUCAGUGUUGGUGCCAGUGAUAGUGGGGAGAUGGAAAAUGGAGAACCUGGGCCGCCUAGGCCUAUAGAACGAACGAAUGAUUUGUGCAGUGGGAAAGGGAGAGACUAUUUAGUUGGAAGUAUAAUUGACGUCGAAAAGAAGUUUGGCGUUGUCUUUGCAGCGUCUUCUUUCGCCCUGUU